UUUGGCACCGCCUCGGUCUCGCUGGCGGCCCGCGUUCCGAGUUUUGCCCUUGGCCCGUCUCCCGGUGCCGUUUGGUGAAGAAGCGGUUAGUUUGGCCUCCAGAGUGCAGAUAAUUAAAAAUGUCGAUUUUGGCAGCCGCUACCAUCACAGCACAAGGCUACAUGAAGCUGCCUUCUACAGAAUGAGACCCUCGGCCCAUCAAGGACAGAACAGCUUUGUUGGACAGAUGAUUGAUCCAGUAGAUGGCAAUUUGUUUGACAUUCCUGAUUAUGAACACACCCAGGAUGAGGAGUUUCAACCUCUACCUCCUCCAGCCUCCCCAGGGGGAGAAGAUGAAAAAGAUCUCGAGCACGGCGAGCCAGAAGGAAAAAACUCAUCGCAAACCAAGGAUUCGUCGAUGACCACCAGGAAAGGUGUUAAAAGGCCAAUGCCUAAACUAGAUGCUCAGAGGUUGAUUUCAGAGCGAGGACUUCCAGCUCUGCGGAGUAUGUUUGAUAAUGUGAAAUUCAAAGGGAAAGGUCACGAGGCAGCGGACUUGAAGAUGCUCAUCAAGAACAUGGAGCACUGGGCUCACAGGCUGUUCCCUAAACUGCAGUUUGAAGACUUUGUGGAGAGAGUGGAGUGCCUGGGAAAUAAAAAAGAAGUUCAAACGUGCUUGAAGCGAAUCCGACUUGACCUACCCAUUCUGCACGAAGACUUCCCAGGCAACGAAGGUGAUGAUGGUGGAAGCAACGGACUCAAUACAGCUACCGAAGAAGUGGAUAUUUUUUCGGAGCACCAGAAUGCGAGAGAAGAAGUGGUUUCAUCCCCGACUGCCACUCUGACCGAGGAGCAACAGCAGAGAAUUGAAAGGAACAAACGGAUGGCACUCGAAAGAAGGCAAGCAAAACUGCAGCUUAACAGCCAGUCGCCCAAAGAAAAUGAGCUGCCUGUGGUCCAGCCAAAUGAAGACUGUGACGACGUUCCCACUCAGGAACAGGAGGACCUGACUGCGGUGGAAGCAGAAGGCUUGCCUUUUCAAGCUACUGAGAACGAGAUGCAAGGUGGACACGAAGAGGAUGAUAAAUGACCUUCAACUGUUUGGGAUUUUAAGGGACCGAAAGACCCGUCUCACUUUGAAGGAGUGGUAGCAAAGUCCUGCAUUCCUUGCUGUUUUCGCACGGAGUUCUUACUGGAUCGACUUCGGAUGCUCCUGUUGGGCCGUUUUACUGGCCUUUGAGUGAGAGAACAGAUUCUGAAUUGCGGCGCCAUCUGGUCUCUUGCCUACCUGGCUUUUAGGAACUGUGGGGUUUUUACAGUUCUAGGGCCGUAGCUUGGAACUGGCAGGGUGAAAGUAACCACCCUGAUUUCUCUCAGCUAGAAAGCAACAUGGUCACGAUAAUGCUGACCACACCGCCUUGGAACGGAACCCGUAUGAUGUCUUUUUUAAAAAAAAAA
Messenger RNA from Gekko japonicus, 1437 nucleotides. RefSeq names its product TIMELESS interacting protein (gene TIPIN). Bases 182 to 1069 code for a protein of 295 amino acids. The transcript has 10 exons. NCBI's taxonomy places the organism in Eukaryota, Metazoa, Chordata, Lepidosauria, Squamata, Gekkonidae. Gene Ontology annotation, molecular function: DNA binding. The record is from RefSeq and is a predicted model, not a curated record. Gene Ontology annotation, biological process: DNA damage response; replication fork arrest; DNA replication checkpoint signaling. Gene Ontology annotation, cellular component: replication fork protection complex; nucleus.